Molecule: messenger RNA, 2556 nt
Organism: Paramecium sonneborni
Lineage: Eukaryota; Ciliophora; Oligohymenophorea; Peniculida; Parameciidae
Source: the annotation of a GenBank genome assembly
AUGUAAUAGAAUUAGAAAAUUUCAGGGAUUAUUGAUGCACCUAUUAUUAACUUUCCAGAUAGAAAAUUUGAAACAAUAAAAGAGCUUGGAUAAGGAACAUAAGGAAUUGUGUAUUUAGCCAAAUCAAUUAAUUGGGGUAUAAAUGAUAUUAGAUAAUUUGCAUUGAAGUGUUAAUACUUCACAAAGCAAGAAGAAUUAGAAUUUAUUGAUAAUCUAAUUAUCUAUUAGAAGAAAUUUGAAAAUCCAUUAAUGUAGUAAUAAAAUUAAUAACCCUCUGGAUUAAUUAAAAUUUUUGACAGAUUUUUAUGGAAUAAACAAGUUAUCUUAGUCAUGGAAAUAGGAGAACUUAAUUUAUAUGAAUAUAUAAAUUAAUAAAGCUCAUUAAAAUUUGAAGACAAACUUAAGAUUCUAAUCCAAGUAUAUUUAUAUAUAUAUCUAUUAAAUAGAUAUCAUCAUCUAUACAAUUUAUUCAUAAAUAGAAAUUAUUACAUCGAGACAUUAAACCUGAAAACUUUAUAAAAAUUGGAGAUGAAUUUAAACUUAUUGAUUAUGGUUUAAUAAAAUCAGAUUAAAAUAAAUUCAAAACAAAAUUUGUUGGUACUAUCCUCUUUUUAGCACCUGAAAUAGUUGAAAAUAGAUCUGAUUAUUCAUUGCCAGCUGAUAUUUGGGCACUUGGUUGUGUAUUUUAUGAAGUUUUAACAAAAUAAUCUUUAUUAAAUGGUAUUUUAUUUUAUAAUAUAUUUAGUGUAAAACUAAGAAUAAGUAAAAUAGAUGAUUUUAGGUUUUAAAUAAAAUAAAGAUACUCUUUACAAUAAAAUAAAUUAAUUACAAGAAAAUGAAAUGAUUAAGUAGUUACUUAAAUAAAUGCUUGAACCAAAUGAUUAACAAAGAAUUUAAAUUUAGGAAGUUGUUGACAUUUUGAAGCAAAUGGCAUAGAAUUAAUCAAAUUUUCCUUAAUAAAAUGUUAAAUAAUUCUAAUAACCAUUUUAAUAAACAGUGAAUCCUCAAAUAUUUUAAUAGUAAAAAAUAAAUCCUCCCUUAUUUAAUCAAAUUCCUUCAUAACCACCACAAAAUUUGUAAGAAACAUUAUCUUAGAAAAUGAUAUAAUCAAUCGAAUAAAAAUUAACAGAAAUUAUGAGCACCAAUCUUAUACAAUAAGAAAACAAUGAAAAAUAAGUUAACAUUAUUUAACAAUAAAUGAAUAAAAUGUAAUUUACAAUUGAAAAUUAAAUACCAUCUUAAGAUUUAAUUAGAGAAAAUUCUAGUUUAAUAAAAGAGUAAUUUGCUCAAAUAUAAUAAUUAUUAUAGGAAAAGAUUGAAAGCUAACAAAAUUAGAUCUAUAAACACAUAGAAUAAAUUUCAAAGUAACAUUAAGAAACUGAAUAUCUGUAAAUUAAAAUUAAAGAGUUGAAUGAAAUUAUUUAAAGCUAAUAGUAAGAGUUGGAUAAAGUAAAUUAAAAAGAAUAACAACUUAAAACUUAAUUGGAGAGUAAAUAAAUAUUAGAUUUGAAAAAUUAAGAAUUAGAAAGAAUAGUUUAAAAGAAUUGUUAGUAGAUAAAUAACUUAGAACUUGAUCUCAGAAAUAAAUAAAAUAAAAAUAUAGAUUUAGAAGGUACUAUAAAAUAAUAAUAAUAAUAUAUAUAUUAAAUUUAAGAGAAGGGAAAUGAAUAAUAAGAGAGACUAAAAUAAUCAUACAUCAAUUUAUAGAAUCAAGAAAUUUAAAUUAAAAAAUAUUAGACUUAAGUGAAAUAGUUUGAAAUGGACCUUAAAAGUUAUUAAGAUAAAAAUACAGCAUUAGAUGAAACAAUAAAAGAAUUGGAUUCUUAAUUAUUAUCAAAGAAUAGAUAAAUCUAAGAUAAAAAGAAAAUGCAUGAAUAAAUUGUUCUAGAAUAUACAAAUAAACUUGAUGAAUAAGAAAACAUAAAUUAAAAAUAAUGUUUAUAGAUAAAUGAAUUAAAAAAUCAAAUUAAUAUGCUUUAAGUAACAUUGAAUAAUUAAAUUUCAAAAUAAUAAAAAGAAAUUUAAGAAAAAAAUAGUUUUUUUGAAAAAUAAACUUAAGAAUUCUAGAAGGAAAUUAAAACUAAUCUAGAAAAAUAGAUUAAUUAAGAAAAAGUGUUAAAACUAUAAAUCAAUUAAUAAGAAGAAGAUAUUUAAAAUCUGAAAGAUAAGUUAGAGUAAUAAAAAUAGAAAUAUGAAGAGGAAUAUUUCAAAUGUAAAACUGAAUUAGAAUAAAAUAAAAAUUAGAUCGAAAGAUAAAAAUAAGAAAUCCGUGAAUAAUGCAAAAUAAUUAAGAUAUUAGAAGAAAAAUUACAAAAAAUUGAGUUGCCAAAUAUUAUUAAAACAUAAGAACCUAAUUUGCAAAACUAACCCAAUUAAAUUAGACAAAGAAAUGAAACUAAUAAUAAUACUAAGACUAAUCUUGUAGCUUGCAAUUCAAAAGCUAAUUUUUCAACCUAAUAAAUUGGAAGUAGAGAUUAAUAAUUAACUGUUACCAAAAUUUCUUAUCUUCAUCAAAAUAGUUAAAAUUAGAAUUCAACAAGAAAUAAUAAAUAAUGA